Molecule: messenger RNA, 1956 nt
Organism: Suillus bovinus
Lineage: Eukaryota; Fungi; Basidiomycota; Agaricomycetes; Boletales; Suillaceae
Exons: 4
Coding region: 237-1853 (538 amino acids)
Source: RefSeq, a predicted model, not a curated record
AUCCCCAAUUGCUAGCCCAGCCAACACUGGAUUUUUGCUUUGGUUUUCUUCCUACUUCGCGGUCACAUGCCAUCGACGCGUACGCGUAGAUUCCCACGGUCUUUGUUGACCAUUAACUUUGUUCAUUACCACAACCGAGAUACUCCCGCCAACGACCCUAACGACCAGCUCACUAUCGAGCUCAACGUUUACGACAACGACAACAUCAGGUGGUCAAUCAUAUAAUAGCGCUCACAAUGAGCGCACAAAUAAAUUCCACAGCAUCACCACAAUCGCUCCUUUCACACUCGUCUGAUCCUGUUCAAUCAUCCAUCCGUCGCAAUUCCGCCAUGGGCUGGAGCAAGUCCUCUUCACCGAUUGCAAGCACGGGCACGACGCCUCUUCGAAUUGCAAAGCGUGAUAGCUCUAAACCAGCCUUUCCUCUUGUCGCCCGUCGUUCCUCAUCCAGUUACAGACAUCUCAGAAAUAACAAUCUUGUUUCCAAAUCUCCUUUCAAGUCUUCAAUUCCAACACCAUCCAGACCUUCUAUUUCUCCAAAUAGCAACAUUCCUCUCCCUAAACCCCCGCAGCGUAGGGUCAGUGGCGAGAAGCGUCCCCGCCCCGACUCCAUGCAUGACCAAGCUGAAAACGAGCGUCCAUUUGCCCUCAAGCGGGAGCGCCGUCAGUCGAAAGUCUACCAGGGACUCGUGGAUAAGGAGCCUGUGACAAAGAGCCCCUUCAAACGCCCACCUGGCGCCCAGGAAGAAACUCCACCCCCAGUACCUUCCAAGUCCAUCCCUGUCCCACCAAUCCCAGAGCCUUCUGCUACUAAGACUGCAAAUCCACCGAAGGCGAUUACCCCCACUCGCCCAUCGCUUGUUAUCAAACGCCUUCAUGGUCCUCGGGCUGCUGACCAGCCCUCUCUCGAACGCAGGCGCCAGAGACGAAAAACAGUAACAUGGGAUGAGCGUUGUGAUGUCCUUGAAUUUGACCGUGAGGAAGGGGAAAAUGAUAUCUUCUAUUCUGAUGAAGAUGACUAUGGCACCCCUGAUCCUGAUCACCGCAAUCAGGCGCCCGCAAUAUUUGGCUCACUUCCUUCUGAGCUCUUAGAGUUAGUAGACCUUCCUCCGAGUCUCCCGUCACAUGUCAGUCCGCCAGCCGUCCGGCUGGAUGGCGAUGUCAUGGAAUUGGACUGUGAGGAAGGUCGGGAUGAUACCUUCCACUCUGAAGAAGAUGACUAUCGCAGCCCUGGUCACAGCGAGCAGCCAGCAACACUAUUCGAUCCAAUUCCCUCUACGCUCUUGGAGUUCGUAGGCUCCCCUCAGAACCCCCCUUCACCCAUUGUUCCUCCAGCCGCCCGUCGGGAGUCACCUGCCCCAUGUCAAGGCUCCCCACUCUGCGAGUCCGCGAGCUCGCCUAACCUUUCCAUUGAUGGCAGCGCAGGACGCGCCCCUAGGACUCGCAUCAGCAGAGAGGAUAUUCAUACACGUCUCAUGCGCAAACGCAGCUCGGAUAGUCCUACGACGUUGGGUAGUGCAUCUCAGCAAGACGCAGAUGCACAACCCUCAAAACAAACCGAGUCUCGUGGCAACAAUGUUGCCAAUGUAGAGGUUGAAGAAGAUGAAGAGCAGGAGGAACACACCGAGCCCAUGUCGGUGAUGAUGGAUAUUAGUGCCGAGUUUGCAACUCUUCAAGCUACAGAGCGAAGCUCCCCAAGGGGCCCAACCCAACUUCUCUCUCAACCGCCUGAGAGCAUCCUUUCAUCUCCUGACACGACGUGUGACUUUGAUCUUAGUGCGGGUCUUGGUGACUCCGUGAGCUCAGUGCAGCUUGGCGAGUGCAGACAAUCCUUUGGUGAUGGGUGGUGCGGUUGACCAAGUUGCUGACACACAGCCUGCCCAACAAGUCGCGUCCUGUGACUCUUUCCAAGAUGACAGCAUAAUCAGUGAUGCAGAGACCGAAGAAGAUAAAGAACAA